AUGCCUCCAAACCCCGCCCCAACAGCGAUCCCCAACUCCCAUGAACCAAGCUCCAGCCCCGAUAAACAAGACAGCCAGAACCUCCACAAAAACAAAAUCCCGCAGCCCAAACUGCGCCUUCACGCACAAGAGCUCCGACACCCAGCAACUUUAGCAUUCUUUACCCUCAUCCCAGAUGUAUCCUCAGCCCUCGACACAGCCCUCCGCAAUAUCGUCCAAUACCUCUACACAGAGCCGCAAGGGUCCAGCGAAGAUAAUACCAAAACAGAAGAUAACAUACGCCUAUCCUUCAAAGCAUCAGUCCCCCCAACGCGAUCUGUAACCCUUUUCCUCCGGGAUUUCGGCGGCGUGGCCUACACCACGGGCACGGAGCUCGACGACGAUCACAAAGAGAUCCAUCUAUCACUGCAGUACAUUGGAUCAUGCACAUCUGGCCCAUCUGCCAAGGCUGAUCCACUUCAUGAGUUGCUUGGUGUUCUGACGCAUGAGCUUGUGCAUUGCUACCAGCAUACUGCGCCCAAAACCGUUGGCAACGGUGAGAGCCCUCGUCCGCCGGGCGGCUUAAUUGAGGGGAUUGCCGAUUUCGUACGGCUAAAGGCGGGCUUGGAGCCACCGCAUUGGAAAAAGCCGCAGUCCUCGGCGGAGAGAGCGAAAAAUUGGGAUGCUGGGUAUCAGCAUACAGCGUACUUUUUAGCGUGGAUCGAGGAUGUUUUUGCUGGAGCCGGGGCUGUUGGGAUGCUUAAUGAUCGGCUGUUAAGAGUUGGGUAUCUGGGUGAGGGCAAGGAUAAGGAAAAGGUGAGCCCUGGAUUUUGGGAAAGUCUUUUUGGUGCUGGGGUUGAGACUUUAUGGGAGGAGUAUGGCUUAUGGUUAGAUGGUCAAUCUAGAGAUGAGAAGGCUCGUGGAAAUUGGGAAGAGGAGAUUCUCAAUCCCGAGUCAUAG
Messenger RNA from Penicillium longicatenatum, 939 nucleotides. Its product is annotated as basic secretory family protein. Bases 1 to 939 code for a protein of 312 amino acids. Lineage: Eukaryota; Fungi; Ascomycota; Eurotiomycetes; Eurotiales; Aspergillaceae. The record is from RefSeq and is a predicted model, not a curated record. The transcript has a single exon.